AUGGAGGCUGGAGGGCCCGCGCCGGAUCUGCUCAAAGAAGCCACCCGCCCCCCUUGCCCGGUGUACAUCCGGGCCCCCGUGCUCAUCCCCGAGUGCGGCCACAACUUCUGCCGCAGCUGCCUGACCCGCAGCUGGGGGGAAUCAAUGUCGGAGGCUCCCUGCCCCCUGUGCAGACGGACCUUCGAACCCCCGAAUAUCCAUGAGAACAGGCAGCUGGUGCGUGUGGUGGAGAUCGCCCAGCGCUGCGACCCUCGGGGCGAGGAAGGAGGGAGCUUCUGCAGGACGCACCAGCAGCCCCUCAAGCUCUUCUGUCAGCACCACAAGACCCUCAUCUGCUGGAUCUGUGGCCGAUCCCGAGAGCACAGGGACCACCAGGUGAUUCCUCUGGAAGAGGCUUUGCAGGAGUAUCAGAUCAAGGUUGGGGAUUGCCUGAAGGCUCAGAAGGAGGAGAAAGAAAAAAUGGUUACAUACAAAACAAAACGAGAAAAACAAGCGCAGGAGAUGCUUGAUAAAAUCCAAAAAGGAGAAGAAAACAUAGUGGCUGAGUUCGAAAAACUACAACGCUGGUUAGAAAAACAGGAGAAUCUUCUCCUGGACAGAAUGAAACAGAUGGAGGAGGAGAUUGUGGCACAAAGGGGCGAGUGUCUGGCCAAACACAUGGAGGAACUUUCCUCUCUUGAGGAUCUCAUCCAGGAGAUGGAGGAGAAGCAGCAGCAGCCAGCAAACAAAUUCUUACAGGACAUUGGAAGCGUCUUGAAGAAGUAAGUGAAUCCACCCUCUUUCUGCUUUAUGACCCCAGAGAUCGGCAGCUCCUCCUGUUAUGUCCCAUUUUGGAAAGCUCUGUUUGUCUUUAGUAGUAGUUCAUCUUCAAUAUAACUUAUUUCAGGACUUUGUAGAUAUUUCCUCAGACAACCUCAACACAAUAUAACUAGC
Messenger RNA from Python bivittatus (Burmese python), 933 nucleotides. The record is from RefSeq and is a predicted model, not a curated record. NCBI's taxonomy places the organism in Eukaryota, Metazoa, Chordata, Lepidosauria, Squamata, Pythonidae.